Aphis gossypii (cotton aphid) is the source of this 1379-nucleotide messenger RNA. It is a transcript of the gene Naxd, whose product is annotated as ATP-dependent (S)-NAD(P)H-hydrate dehydratase. The transcript has 3 exons. The coding region runs from base 244 to 1161 and encodes 305 amino acids. Gene Ontology annotation, molecular function: ATP-dependent NAD(P)H-hydrate dehydratase activity. The record is from RefSeq and is a predicted model, not a curated record. Lineage: Eukaryota; Metazoa; Arthropoda; Insecta; Hemiptera; Aphididae. Gene Ontology annotation, biological process: metabolite repair.
UGGAGGAACUCCUUAUCAUGUUUAUUGUAUAAAUCAUAAUAUUUUAAUCAUGACAAAAUAGAUAAUUAAUUCAUAAUUGUCUUGGCAUUAAUUUAUCGUUGGGACGUUUGGGUAUUGGGUUGAUGGUAGGUAUGUUGUAAUUCGUGGUGUAAAAUGUGAAUAGUUACACUUGUUAAUACUUCCAAAACACAUUUGAAAAUAAACUGCCAAUUUGAUAAAACAUAUCAUAGAUUAUUUUGCACAAUGACCUCACACAUAAAUAUGAUGAAUAAAUGCAAAACUCUACUACCAAUUUUAUCGCACAAUCUUCAUAAAGGACAAUCUGGAAGAAUUGGUGUUAUUGGAGGUUGUGAAGAAUACACAGGAGCCCCCUACUAUGCAGCCAUUAGUGCGUUACGUACAGGAGCUGAUCUUGUUUACGUGUUUUGUUUCAAAUCUGCUGCUCCAGUCAUAAAGUCAUAUUCACCAGAACUUAUCGUGUUGCCAUAUUUGGACAGUCCAGAUUGUAUUGACCGUUUAAAGCCCUGGUUAGAAAAACUUCACUCUCUAGUUGUUGGACCGGGACUUGGUACAAGCCCUAUUGCUCAAGAUGCUGUUAGACGUAUUUUUGAACACAUCAGUAGAGAAUCAAAUUUUAAUAACAAAAGAAUGCCAAUAAUAGCUGAUGCAGAUUCUCUUAAUGUAAUUGAACCAGAAACAUUCCGAUUUUAUGAUGGUUGUAUUUAUCUUACGCCAAAUGUUCACGAAUUAACUAAAUUGUCUAGUAGACUGAUUGGGCGUCAAACAUAUGAACCAACAGUGACUGAUGUUCAGGCUCUUAUGAAUAAAUUAGGAGGUAAUUAUGUAAUAGUUCUAAAAGGAGCUGAAGAUGUAAUUGCAAACAUAAGAGGGACUUUAGUGUGUACUGAACCAGGUUCGGCUAGACGAUGUGGAGGCCAAGGAGAUAUAUUAGCCGGAAGUAUGGGCACUUUCGCUUACUGGGCUUCCAAGCAAACACAUUAUUGUGAUGAAUUAGAUCCUGAAGUUCUAGCUGCUUAUGCAGCAAGUGCACUUACUAGGCAUACAAAUAAAAUAGCGUUUAAAGCAAAAGGCAGAAAUAUGAUUACUACAGAUAUUGUCGAAUUGCUACCAAAUGCAUUCCAAACUUUAUUCUGCAACUGAAAAAAUAUAUAUUAAUUUAUAUAUUAUUUUAUUUUCAUAUUUUAUCAAUUGUUAUGUUGUACAAUGAUUUGAACAUUUAUUUUUAAGGAAUUGAUUAAUAAUUUCUAAAUAGUUUGUAUGAUAUUUAAAUAUUUAAUAGACAUAUAUAAAUUAUUCACUAAUCAGUGCUGUAUAGUGUGUUUGAUUUUUAUUGAAUAAAUUUAAUAUUAUCAUGGUUA